Priapulus caudatus is the source of this 1711-nucleotide messenger RNA. RefSeq lists its product as uncharacterized. The record is from RefSeq and is a predicted model, not a curated record. The coding region runs from base 224 to 934 and encodes 236 amino acids. NCBI's taxonomy places the organism in Eukaryota, Metazoa, Priapulida, Priapulimorpha, Priapulimorphida, Priapulidae. The transcript is spliced from 2 exons.
AGGCAUAGAACAUAUAACUGGUUAUAGUCAAUUUUCAACUAUCACUUUGGUCAUGUACUCUUGAUGAAAACUCUUCUUUAGAUGCGCAGCCGGAUGUGAAACGGAAUUGAACGCACUACGCCGACUGGGAAAACCAUUAAAAGACCUCCACAUUGCAGACGUUGGUUGUGGCACAGGCAGCUACGCAAAGUAUUUCCUGGAUAAUGGCGUUGGCAAGGUGUCCAUGUUUGAUGCGAGCGAGGGAAUGCUGAGCUACGCUAGAACCAAGGUUGCCGACUACGUCGUGGCUGGACGCGUGCCGCACUGCGAACAACUAGUGCUUCCAUGCCCUAUACCGGGAGGUGAACAACAUUACGACGCCAUCUGCGUGAAUUUCGUUCUGCAUCACCUGGGUUCUCCUGAUGACAACAUCGAUACGUUGACGUUUCCUAAAGCCACGGGAGCGUUACGCAACAUCUACGAUGCCUUGAGAAAAGGUGGCCUGUUCCUUAUGAUCACUUGCUUGCGACAACAACUAACACAUUGCCUGUGGCACUUUGGCCUUAUAGAGAAGGUUGAUGAUCUGUUUAAGGAGCCAAUACUACAACUAAUGUGUGGAGAUUACAAUUCUAUAGAGAAAAUACUGAUGGAAGUCGGUUUCCCAGCGAUGCAGGCAACGGUCCCUCUUCAUGAAAUUAUAAUGAAACCACAGCACUAUUACAAUGUCGACACUGCAUCUGACCCAAAAUUCAUACUUGCGGUUUCUGCAUUUGCACUGUUGAAAAAACGAGACAAAGAGAUGGGUACAAAUUACAUGGAGACAUAUUUCCAAAGGCUGCAUGACUUGAAAGAGAGCAACAAACUUGAGGCAUUAAUAGACGAGAAAGAAGGAAUGAGAAAAACAUAUGGUUGCCUGACUGUCAUUGCUGUACAAAAGCCUUCAAAAUACACGUAAAAAAUGAUUGCCAUCUUAUAUAUAUGCCUAUAUUAUGCUACACAGAAAGCACUGUGCAAUUAAUGGAUUUUUUGUUGUUUUGCACAAUUUAUAGAUUGCUCGAGUCUUAACUGGUUACUGACCGUAAUUACCUAGAAUAAUUGGUAGGAUACACAUACUGCAAAGCCUAAGUUCUAGGGUUGUAAUCAUACUGUGCAUUGGGCUUCAUGACAGGUAAACAUUGACUAAAUAAUACAGCUGAUAAGUUACCUAAGCACAGUAUAAAUUAAAUUGAAUUAAAAGAAAAUUAGUUAAAACUUCUAGCGCUGUUUACAUGUAGACUAGAGAACGUUACACUUUCCAAAUUUAACGCAAUAUGGACUAGAACCAAGCCAUCAUUAUUAUAUACAUGUUAUAUCAUAAAUAAAUAUUCAAACUGUUAUCUUACAACUUUGUUACAUCUAAUAAAUCUAUGUAAUAUCUCGUUUUACAACUGCUAAAUCUAGAUUUGAGAAAACAUGCUUGGCAGUUUCAAGGACUUUAUUAUGAAUUAUUAUACAUUUUACUUGUAACUAAUUGUUUUGAGCAACGACCUGUAACGUGUAUACAUUUAUGUAGAUCACGUAUUGUAUAGCCUAGCUGGUAAAGUUGGAUACACCCACUCAGUGGUGUGAUCUCGCAGCAGCCAACCACAGGACGCCUUUACAAUGAGCUGCCCAUUAGCAGCAGUUUGGUUAAACAGCCGGUUUGUAGACGCCAUUACAGUGUGAACAAUAAAGCUUGGAUCUCGUUGAUUAA